This is a messenger RNA of Chiroxiphia lanceolata (lance-tailed manakin), 639 nucleotides long. RefSeq names its product proline-rich protein 2-like. The coding region runs from base 1 to 639 and encodes 212 amino acids. Lineage: Eukaryota; Metazoa; Chordata; Aves; Passeriformes; Pipridae. The transcript is spliced from 2 exons. The record is from RefSeq and is a predicted model, not a curated record.
AUGUAUACGGGUCGCACCCGAGAAGCUGCGGGCAGCUGGCCGCGGCUGGAGCAGAGGCUCCCGCAGGCUGAGCUGCCCCGGCGCAGAGCGGUGCGAGCCUCUCGGCUCCAGCGCGGCUCUGCGGCGGGAUCGGCUGCUUCGGGAGCGCCUCUGCCCGCGCUACCGGCAUAUCCGUGCAGAAAGAUUCUAUUAACUGCUAGAGUUAAUAGUGGCCGUUCUUUUAAGAUCUACCCCCCAACAACAGGUGGAGCUCAACCAGAGGCGAUAAACACUCCAAUGCAGCAAAGCUACCGCUCCACCUGGUGGGCACACGGCGGCUCUGAGGAGCGCGGGGAGCCUCGGCCGGCGCCGCUCCGGCUGCGGAGACCCCGCCUGCGACCCGAGCAAUUCAUCCCACGGCCUUUCCCCCGCCCAUCGCAGCCCCGUGUCGGGGCACCUCCGGCCGGAGCGCUCCCGCGGCCACGUGAGACCCCCGUUCCCUUGGCCGCUGCGAUGCUGCGGGUGCUGCCAGCCCGGCGGGCCCACGGGCCCGGCACGGGACGGGACUACACGGCCCAGGCUGCCGCGGGCGGCCGGGGGGCGGUGCCGCCGCCGUGCGCCGCCGCCGUGCCCGCGAUCGGCCCGCCCGCCCCGGCGUGA